CUCCGCUCGAGACUGGGGUCGACUGUAACCCGGCGGCAGGGUCUCCGAAACCGGAAGUGUCUUCUACUCUUGAAAGCUUUGAGGAGCCCGACGUGGCCAACAGCGUCCUUCCGGCAGAGCUCAACAGUGAAACUAGAGAUCUUUACAAUGGCUGCCUGGAGGCAAGGAUUGCUGGCCGCAAGUACCACAGAGACGUCGAGUGCCAAGCUGGGAUGCGAGUUCACCUGGUAAGGGAACCAGAAAAUCCCAUGGAUACAUACGCUGUGAAGGUGCUUACAGCGGAUGGGCUUUCGCUGGGACAUAUUCCAAAAGAGCUUUCGCGUUAUUUGUCUCCUCUCAUGGACAAAGCCGUGGUAGAUGUUCAGGGAUAUGUCUCCGAGAGUACAUCGGAAGCUGCACGCCUCAAGCUUGAUUUGCGUGAGAUCCAGAGUCGGACUAUUGGAAGUCUCUCAGAAGAAAAAGUGCUGGCUGUCAAAUGGAGCUGUCUAAUGGAUGCAGCUGACAAGGGACAAGACCACGGCUGUCGAUACCAACAGAAUUUUCUCUACAUGCUCCAAGUGGUAUUGGAACGGGAUCUCCAUCUCUUUACUCCAGACGAGAUCGAACUUCUCGAGGCAUUUCGUUCAAUCUCGUCUGAUGGACAGCGCCUUUUUGUAAGAUUGGCUCAACGAAAGGGGCCAUGGUUCCGUCUUCAGAACAUCUUCUAUGAAGAUAUUGGUGACACAAAUUCUGCAGUCCAUGAGUUAGUCGAGAGACGCUACUUAGUUUUCGACGCGGACGUCAAUUCGUCUGAGUUGCUUGAACAUCUGACUGUACAAGAGCUCAAAGAUUUGGCAGUGAACAGCAAAAUCAUGAUCAAAAGUGCUACGCUAAGUUUGAAAAAGCUUCAGCUUAUUACAGCAACUCGAGAUGCAUUGAUUUCGCUGCAUUUUAAUCUAACGGCUUUAAUUCGUGAAGCAACCGGGCCAUGCAUUCGAAUAGCCGAAACAGUUGACGUUCUACUUUGGCGUUUACAGAGGUUGUUCUUUCUAAACGGUGAGCAGGAGUUCCAUGUUUUUCUUCUUGUGGAUAUUGGAAGGAUCAAGUAUCCAAGCUAUAGGUGCGCUAGAACAAUGCCAGUCUUCGCUUCUCGAGAGGACUUUCUGGCGUAUGAGCAGGCAUUGCAAUUGGCUCAGGUGGUUGACAUGUCCCUGGAGGCUGGUAAUUCUGAGGCUCUAAACUCCUCUUUUCGAAAAGCAAGGACUACUCUCGAAUUGAUCAAUGCACACACCGAGAGCAAGCAUCCAUUUUUAGCACGAUUUUCGGCUGCAUGGGUGUAUGCAACAAUCUGUACUGUGGCUGCAUCGUUUCUGGAGAAAGAACGCAGAUACGCUGAAGCUGUAAACCUCUUCAAGCAGCUCCUUAGCAUGCAGUAUUGUCCUGGACGGAGAGGAUACUGGACUCUCCGGCUAUCUAUUGACUUGGAGCACUUACAGCGUUUAGAAGAGAGCCUGCUCGUUGCAGAAAACGGAUUAAACGAUUUCAACGUCCGAGGAGGGGAUCGUAUCGCUUUGCAACGGAGGGUUCUCCGACUAGGAAAACCUCCUAGAAGGUGGAAAGUACCUCCAUAUGCAGCGCUUUUAAAGAAAAAACACAAGGUGGUGACGAUUAUGGGAAGGCCGCUAAACAAUGCCAAUGGAAUGAAGAGCAGAUUUUAUGGCUACGAUGGGCAACAAUGCAGUGUGGAGGACCUGGCACUUCAAUACUAUGCCGGAGAAGAUGGAGGCGGCUGGAAAGGAGUCCAUUCAGAAAGUGGCAUAUGGCUGACAUUGUUCGGGCUGCUCAUGUGGGAUGUUAUCUUUUCAGACGUUCCAGAUGUCUUCCAGACACCUUUUCAGACUGCACCAUUGGACUUGUGCACGGAUUCAUUCUAUCCAGUCCGAAGCUCGCUUAUUGAAUCUCGUCUUCAAGCCAUACGCGAUGGUGGAGCUAGGCAACUCGUGGCGGAGACUUGGGAAGAGCACUACGGGACAUCAUGUAGCGGGGUAAACUGGAAGAAGUACUCGCUUGAAGACCUUCAAACGAUAACGGUCUGUAUCGGAGGUCCAGGAUUGUCGGCGAUUUGCAACCUUCUUGCAGAAGACCACAGUAACUGGACGGCUGGAAUGCCUGAUCUUCUGCUGUGGAAGGAGAAAGAGGCAAAGCUGGCGGAAGUCAAGGGUCCAGGGGAUCGCUUGUCCGAGCAACAGGUGGCCUGGUUUCUUAUUCUCUCGGACGCUAAUGUUCCUGUGGAACUUUGCAAGGUCUCCAAGACGAUGAAUGAUCGAUCCUAGAUCGGCUACUCCGAGUAGUGCCGGGCCCGAGACGGCUGCGCAGGCCUCUGCAACUUGCUCCGCCUUGCUUGAAGUCAUAAGAACCGGUAAGCAACUCCGCCAUUCCAUCCCGCUGUGGACUGCGAAGAAUCCAUUGCGCGCUACACACAGCCAGUUCCAAGUCCUCAGUGUCACCGUCUCAAGAGCUCUUCGAUCGGGACCGCGAGGUGAUAGAAUCACCACCGUCAUCUUAAAGAUCCUCUUGGCGGAGGAUCAGGAAAUGCGAGUUCCAAAGAGAUGAAUCACGAGGGAUUCCAUGCACCUUAAAGAACAUCCCCCGCGACUCUGAUGAGUAUCCUAUCGAACAAUGCAGUUGCUUGCUCCAUAUCCCCAUUGUGGGCAUGGAGUCCGUUGGGAGAACACGUAGAGACUAACCCAUCAUCGCACUGGGGCAUCCCAAAGAAGAUUUGGCUGGCGUGAUGCAUGUCUCGGCCGAAGAGCUCGUUGCGGCAUUUGCCUCGUCAUGAUGCCCAAUCGGGGCAUAUGUGCUCACUAUUGUCGUCCAGGUCACCACGUCCUGGCUUUCCUCGCAUCAGCAACGCGAUUUUCUUUGCAUAGAACCCGUAAUAGGAUGUUCCGAGAAGUGGAAAACCUUGAUCGCCUCGUCAAGAUGCCCAAAGUGGGCAUAUGUGAUAGCAGAAUGUGCAUUGCCGGUACUUGCUCGCCAGGAUGAGCCCAACACGGGAGGAUUCGAGUGCAGGGCUCUGGGUCCCAAGCUCUAUCUCCUUGCAAUUCGGUGAGCGUCUUCGAUGCACGCAAGAAUCGAUGGAGCUUCGCAGCACCAAUGCUGCGUUCUCCACCGCAGGAAACGAAAUCUUUUCACAACCAGGUGAUCUUGAGCUCGCCCGGUGGUGCCGGACAGACGCUUGUUUUCGCAGCCCAAGAUCUUUCCUGGGAAGCGGCGACUGGCCGGCGCCACUACUUUGUGCACCUAUGGAACGACAUGGCCGGAUCAUUGUAUUGGAGGCAAGAAGUUAUGGGAGGAGCUGCAGCUGACGACCGCUUCUUCCACCGAUCACAAGUUUUUCUUCCGCGCUGUGAGCUGCCAGAAGAACAUCUGGGCAGUCUCGGCGAAUUGCAAGGCUGUGACGUUGAUCUGGCUUGGAAGCCAAGCAUCCGGCGUCAAUCCCAUAAGCUUCGCCGUUCAGAUUCUUCGAGCUUAGAUGAGCUACUAGCUAAAGAUGAAUAAGUUAUCUACAAGGAUGUCGUGUUUGCAGAUGAAAAGUUCUAUGAAAUGGUUUUUUUC
Selaginella moellendorffii is the source of this 3597-nucleotide messenger RNA. Its product is annotated as fanconi-associated nuclease 1 homolog. Gene Ontology annotation, biological process: interstrand cross-link repair. Gene Ontology annotation, cellular component: nucleus. Gene Ontology annotation, molecular function: 5'-3' exonuclease activity; 5'-flap endonuclease activity; hydrolase activity, acting on acid anhydrides, in phosphorus-containing anhydrides. The transcript is spliced from 14 exons. Bases 213 to 2312 code for a protein of 699 amino acids. Lineage: Eukaryota; Viridiplantae; Streptophyta; Lycopodiopsida; Selaginellales; Selaginellaceae. The record is from RefSeq and is a predicted model, not a curated record.